UCUUCAAAAUCCAAAAAUGAAGUUCUCACUUACACGCCGGUGCUUGGUACUGUUCAUCUUCCUAAACCACCCAACCCCGAUUCUUCCUGCCACUUCAAACGACACCUAUCCUCCAACAAUAGAGUCCGAGCCAUUUCUGUACGUUCUAGGACGAAAGAGAAUGAUGGAUGCACAGUACAAAUGCUAUGACCGAAUGAAACAGUUACCCCCAUACCAAGGAGAAGGUCCAUACUGCAACCGCACCUGGGAUGGAUGGCUGUGCUGGGACGACACACCAGCCGGAGUCCUGUCCCAUCAGUACUGCCCAGAUUAUUUCCCAGACUUUGAUCCAGCAGAAAAGGUAACAAAAUACUGUGAUGAAAAAGGAGUUUGGUUUAAACAUCCUGAGAACAAUCGAACCUGGUCCAACUAUACUAUGUGCAAUGCUUUCACUCCUGAGAAACUGAAGAAUGCAUAUGUUCUGUACUACUUGGCUAUUGUGGGCCAUUCUUUGUCGAUUUUCACCUUAGUGAUUUCCCUGGGGAUUUUCGUGUUUUUCAAGAGCCUUGGCUGCCAAAGGGUGACUCUGCACAAGAACAUGUUUCUGACUUACAUUCUGAAUUCUAUGAUUAUCAUCAUCCACCUGGUUGAAGUCGUACCCAACGGAGAGCUCGUGCGAAGGGAUCCGGUGAGCUGCAAGAUUCUGCAUUUUUUUCACCAGUACAUGAUGGCCUGCAAUUAUUUCUGGAUGCUCUGCGAAGGGAUCUAUCUUCACACCCUCAUCGUGGUGGCCGUGUUUACUGAGGAACAACGCUUGCGGUGGUAUUAUCUCUUGGGCUGGGGAUUCCCAUUGGUGCCGACCACUAUCCAUGCUAUUACUAGGGCGCUGUACUUCAACGACAACUGCUGGCUGAGUGUGGAAACUCAUUUGCUUUACAUCAUCCACGGCCCUGUCAUGGCAGCAUUAGUGGUCAACUUCUUCUUUCUGCUCAACAUCGUCCGGGUGCUUGUGAGCAAAAUGAGGGAAACCCAGGAGGCAGAAUCACACAUGUACCUGAAGGCUGUGAGGGCCACUCUGAUCCUGGUGCCCCUGCUGGGAAUCCAGUUUGUCGUCUUUCCCUGGAGACCUUCCAACAAGAUGCUUGGGAAAAUCUAUGAUUACCUGAUGCACUCUCUGAUUCAUUUCCAGGGAUUCUUCGUUGCGAUGAUUUACUGCUUCUGCAACAAUGAGGUCCAAACCACCCUGAAGCGUCACUGGGCCCAAUUUAAGACCCAAUGGAACCAGCGCUGGGGACGCCGCAGCAACAACCGCUCCAUUUCCAACGCCGCGGCCGCAGCUGGGGCCCGUGACAUCCCCGUUUACAUCUGCCAUCAGGAGCCGAGGAAUGAACCCGCCAACAACCUAGGCGGCGAGGGUGCUGAGGUCAUCGCUUUGGAAAUCAUUGAGCAAGAGUCAUCCGCUUGAAUGUGAAGCAAAUACAGCAUCGUGAUCACUGAGCCUUCAUCUCCUGGGAGAAAAACAGACCAUGCAUUUACAGUGAUUCCCAUCCUCCCAGGAGUCGAACAUAUCAUUUGUGAAGAAUUAUUAAGUGAAUUUGUCCAUAGUGAAGAAAGUUAUAUUUGGUACUAUUGCUGUGGGAGACAGUCUAGGAAUGGAGUCUCCCAUUGCAACACUUGUGAACUCCAUCUUUCAUCCAGGACAGAGACGCAGAUGUCAUAGUAAUGCAAGCAAAGUAUCCAAGAAAAACGCGAUUAAAUUAACCUAGUUCAGAAACAGGGUGCUCCUGGUUAAUCUUGAGCCAUUUUUACCUUUGAAAAAUUAAAAUCACUGUCAAUAUUUUUCUUUUUAACUCUAGACUUUGAAUUAGAAUAUUUCUGUAU
Messenger RNA from Diceros bicornis minor, 1860 nucleotides. It is a transcript of the gene CALCR, whose product is annotated as calcitonin receptor. Gene Ontology annotation, molecular function: amylin receptor activity; calcitonin receptor activity. Gene Ontology annotation, biological process: adenylate cyclase-activating G protein-coupled receptor signaling pathway; positive regulation of cytosolic calcium ion concentration; cell surface receptor signaling pathway. Lineage: Eukaryota; Metazoa; Chordata; Mammalia; Perissodactyla; Rhinocerotidae. The transcript is spliced from 12 exons. Bases 17 to 1444 code for a protein of 475 amino acids. The record is from RefSeq and is a predicted model, not a curated record. Gene Ontology annotation, cellular component: plasma membrane; axon.